GAGUCAACAGAACCCCUAAUCUGGCAAUAAGGCAAAAGGAAGGAAAAGAAUAGGGAAAAGUUUGCCGCCCCCCUCCCGCCCCGAACCAUCCAUCCUUGUUGCAAACCCAGCUCGGCGAUGGCACUGGUGCACUUCUGUUCUGUUUCCUUCUGUUUGGUUCUGUUCAUGGGGCGUCGCGGCCUCACAUCGAGUCUCAUCCUGCUUCUGCUGCAUCCAACCACUGCGCAUUACCGAGUAGUACAGUUUGUAUAAUCACCCAAUUUGUGGUUAUUAUCGCAGAUAUUUGUGGGAACACUACCCAACUGCUUUGCUCUGCUCGGGGGAGCCACCCCAUUGCGGUGCCGACCUUCACCGGCCUAAAUGGCCGCCCCCCUGCUCCACUACAGCCUCCUCCACUGACAUUGCCGUGCGCGUGGCACCCUGAUUUGGUGUCUGAUUGCAGCGAGCGAUCAGGGCCUCACGUCUCCAUUCGUGAACACCAAAGGAUUCUUCCUCAUACCGAGUGGCGCAGCAGCUCUAAAGAAGAGUGGGUUUGAACUGUCGGGACGGCGAGGGUUUGUCUUGGGUGUUUCCGGAAGAGAAAUUGGGCGUGGGAGUAACACGGACCUGUUGAACGCGUCAUAUUGGAAAUCUCAGGUUUUGUUUCGUGUUGGGGAUGGUUUGCACCUUAUUUCGUCAUGUGCGCUGUAGUCAUCAGCACCUGGAGCGCACAUUCGUCUUGAGGAUUGGGUUUUGGUUGCAUCACUUGCUGUGACUCGACAGCCACCAGUGAAUUUCCACACAUCGUAGUAUGCUUGUACAGUUGGUAUGGUCAACAGGAUCAGAGUUCGUCUGCUGUCGGACCUACUAAGAAUCAUUCUCAUUCUAGUCCGGAUAUUCCGUGAAUGCGUUUGGUUUUGUCGCUGCAUAUUACGUGGUUCCACCCCUGAAACGGGUCUAGAAUCGUAAGCGUCACAAAGACCCAACUGCCUUCGACCUCACAGAUUCCAUUUCUCCCAAUAUAGACACGUUCAUGAUUGCACAGACAAUACCCAUUUCAAUCUUACAAUGUUUUUUACCAGUGAAGAUGAGGGCAGUACACAAGUCGCCUCGUGGACGAGCUCUGUGCAAAACCGCAGUACUCACUCACUCACGAUGCAAAGACUUUGUCGAAGCUCUGACUGUGUCAGAAAGUAUAAAUUCCCACACUUGUCCAAAUGCGAUCGCGCCACUUGGAUGCACAGUGAACCACUCACGCCACCAAAUCCCACGUCGGCUGACUCUGAACACAAAUCUGUUCACUGGCUUCCGCUUGCCGCACAAUGUCAUCUUCAGGAGAGAUUGUGGUGUGGCCUUGCUAUCCCCAGUCCCCUGAACCCUAUUACUCCAAAACAAGAAACCCCAAACUGGAGAAUCCCAUCUAAAGCUGGCUUUACAGCUCUGCGACGUGUGGGUACUGGAUUUCGUACCGCAUGGAGACGUCCAUCACCGGGAUUUUGCGAUGGGAACCACGUCGACGACGAUUUGGCGCUGCUCGAAUUCACCGUCGGUGGGACUGCGAUGCCUUCGAUACGAAACCCUAAAAAUGGUCGUUUUGAAAACUCUGUCUCGGUCAUUCAACUCCUUCUUGGUUUACUAAUUUACGUGAUUGAUUUGUAAAUUGAUAGCACUUUUCGUGUCUUCCUUGUCUACUGGUUUCGCACUUAGAAAUAAGAACUUGCUCUUGUGUGUGUUGCUUUGGGAUUGUCACAAAGCAAGCGUCUAAAAGAAGGAAAAGUCGUGAUUGUGCUUAUAAAGCUUUUUCAAAAAUUUAGUGGCCACAUCAUUUUUAUAAAACUGGAGAAACAAAACGAGCUUUUGUGUUUGACGGAAUGUUUGGAAAUGAAUUGCAGGAGUUUGAGUUCUCAACAAAAAAUUAAUGAAUAAAUAAAUCUUGUAAGCAACCUGUGAUGUUGUAUGAAAUGUAAAUAAAAUGUGAAUGUGAGCAAUUUUUUAUUUUUUA
Messenger RNA from Physcomitrium patens, 1981 nucleotides. RefSeq lists its product as uncharacterized. NCBI's taxonomy places the organism in Eukaryota, Viridiplantae, Streptophyta, Bryopsida, Funariales, Funariaceae. The record is from RefSeq and is a predicted model, not a curated record.